Molecule: messenger RNA, 9470 nt
Organism: Amphimedon queenslandica
Lineage: Eukaryota; Metazoa; Porifera; Demospongiae; Haplosclerida; Niphatidae
Product: deleted in malignant brain tumors 1 protein-like
Exons: 47
Coding region: 56-9259 (3067 amino acids)
Cellular component (GO): membrane
Source: RefSeq, a predicted model, not a curated record
CAGACCCACCCAAAGUUCUGUUCUGUGUGUGGUCCUUGUAGCUAGCACAAGCAAAAUGUCUGGAAGAGCUGCUGUUCUCUUUCUUCUUGCUCUCUUGUACCUCAAAGCAGUAGAUGGACAGUCGUGCAGUCCUCAAGGAGCAUUGAGGCUAGUUAAUGGAGCUGGUAGCUAUGAAGGGAAUGUCCAAGUGUGCAAUCAAGGGGAAUGGGGCUAUGUCUGUGGCAACAGCUGGAGCAGUAAUGAUGCUAAAGUAGUCUGUCGUCAAUUGGGAUACUCUGUCUCAUACUACAGAUACUACGUAUAUCGACGUUCUUCAUACUAUGGCUAUGGUAGUGGAAGGAUUUGGUUGGACUAUGUGUAUUGCUCUGGCUCAGAAACAUCUCUCCUCAGCUGCAAUAGGGGAUACAGUCUUGGGACUUAUUACUGCAACUAUGGAGGACUAGCAGGAGUAUACUGUCACUAUGGCGGUGGUAGCUGCACCAAUGGUGCUCUACGUUUGAGCAAUUUCUAUACAAGCAGCUAUGGAAGGAGUGAGGGCAGAGUGGAGUACUGCAACAAUAACGUGUGGGGAACAGUUUGUGACGACUACUGGGGCUCACCUGACACUCGUGUAGCUUGCCGUCAAUUAGGAUUCUCAACAACUGGAGCCUCUUAUUAUUCUGCCUAUUACUUUGGAUAUGGAUACGGGAGUAUUUGGUUGGACAAUGUUCAAUGCUCUGGAUCAGAGAGUGCUCUUAGUCAAUGCAGCAAGAACUGUAUUGGAUGCCAUAACUGCGGCCAUUAUGAAGAUGUUGGGAUCAGGUGCUAUGCAUAUAAUACCACUUCUUGUGCUUCUGGCUCUGUCAAGUUGUACAGUGCAUUUAAUCAUCCCAGCAGUGAAGGAACCAUACUCUACUGUCUUAAUGGCCAGUGGACUGCAAUCUGUUAUUACAGUUACUACUAUGGAAGCUGUUACAUUGGAAGGACCGUCUGUAGACAGAUGGGCUAUGGUGGAGCAUUAGCUCUACGUACAAACUCUGGAUUCUACUAUGGCUAUUACUACAGGAAUGAUGCCUACUAUCGUCGUUGUUACAGCUCUUAUACCUCCCUCUCACAAUGUUCUGCUUACUCCUUUUCCAGCUGCGGCCAGUACAAUGAUGCACUGGGAGUUGUGUGUGCUGCAGGUAGCAGUGGGUCUUCAUGUACUUCUGGAUCUGUGAGACUUACUGGAAGCACCUCACCUGGUGAAGGACGCAUUGAGUACUGCUCGUCUGGUAAAUGGUCCCCAAUGUGUUCUCUUAGCACAGCAACUGCUUCACUUGUUUGCAAGAAACUCGGAUAUACAAACUACACCUGGGCUUCAAUAUAUAGUGAUGAGAGAUACGGUCGCAAUGGAACAGUUAGCAGUUUCAGCUACCUCUCUUGUAGCUCAUCUGCCAAUGAUCUUUCUGAUUGCACUGAAAUCACUCAAGGAAGUGGUUGCUUUGUAUCAACAGGAACUUGCUAUAGAGAAUAUGGAAUUAAAUGCUACACUCCUGGUGAAUGUACUGAUGGUCAAUCAAGACUGGCUAAUGGUACUUUGGAACAAGAAGGACGAGUUGAAGUUUGUGUUAACGGAGUUUGGGGCGGAGUCUGUCGGUAUGGGUUUUACAGCACUGAUGCCUUUGUAUUCUGUAACUCACUUGGUUAUGAUGGCCCAUAUCCUACCUAUUAUUAUAAUGGGUAUCUACAGUUUGGAUACAACACUGGCCCUAUUGUGUGGUCUUAUCUUAGCUGCCAAGGCUGGGAAAAGGACCUGUUUGCUUGUUCAAAGAGCACCUACACUCAGUUCUCUUGCACUGCUAAUAAUCUUGCUUCAGUUACCUGCAAAGAAGCAUGCACCAAUGGUGAUGUUAGGCUGGUUGGUGGUCCUUUUGAGAAUGAAGGAACAGUUGAAGUUUGUUAUAACAGGCUGUGGGGGCUUGUUGCUGACUCUGGUUGGACUGCUGCUGACUCAAGGGUUGUAUGCAAUCAAUUGGGCUACACUGGAGGAAUUGCUACUCCUGUUCACGGCUCGAAAUAUGGCAAGCCAAACAAGACUAUUCAAUUCAGGGAUGUCUCAUGUGUUGGGAAUGAGCUCAAUCUUGCCGAAUGCUCAAAAACAAUAUUAUAUCUUUAUUAUGGUAGACAAGCUCUUGCCGGUGCUACUGUAGCUGGUGUUGAUUGUAUCUAUGACGUACCUACCCCUCCACCUUGUGUUGCCAAACCAGUUCUUAGUCCUGGCUCAGCCUGUACUACAGGUACUGUGAGACUUGUUACAACCACUGGGUCUGUGUCCUCUGAUGCUGGCAGAGCUGAGUAUUGCUACAAUGGAAUGUGGACACCAUUUUGUAACAUGGACACUAAAGUAGGAUCUGUCAUCUGCAGGCAAAGUGGACAUUCAGUUUAUUCAUGGGCCAGUGUUGAUGUAACUGGAUCAGACUAUGUUUUCUUGUCAAAUUAUUCUCUGUUCAAUAAUAUCUCAUGCACUGGGUCCGAGACUAAUAUCAAUCAGUGUACAUUCAAUGACUCACCUAAUGACUGUACUCCAAACUGCCCCAGUAGUAACAUAGUUGUCAGAUGCUUUGAACCAACUUCUGUUAAUUGUAAUGAAGGAUCUGUCCGUCUUGUUGAUGGUAUUAUUGAAAAUGAAGGGCGUGUUGAGUUCUGUGUCAAUGGAGUCUGGGGCAGUGUCUGUACUGAUGGCUGGGAUAAAACUGAUGCUCAUAUAGUCUGUACUCAACUGGGUCAUCCUGAACUAGAGCCUAGACUGUUUACAAAUUCUUAUUUUGGUGAUGGAGACUAUCCUAUUAUUUAUUCCAAUCUUGGCUGUGGUGGAUGGGAGAGCAAUGUUAUUACAGAAUGCAAGAAGGACACUUAUGGCAACUUUACUUGCUCAAGAGACAACGUCGCUGGAGUCCUUUGCGGAUAUGCAUGCAAUGAUGGUGAUGUAAGGCUAGUUGGUGGUAACUCUCCUAAUGAAGGAACCAUUGAAGUCUGCUUUGAAAACUUGUGGGGUCUUGUUGCAGAACCAGGCUGGACACAAAGUGAUGCUGAAGUAGUUUGCAAACAACUGGGCUAUUCUGCUCAAGGGACUGUGAGUAGGACUGGGUCCUACUUUGGAAAACCUGCAAAGACAAUUUACAUAUCUGGUGCACAGUGCACUGGUACUGAGCAGUCACUCACUGAGUGUAUCUAUUCAACAUACUCACUUCAACAAGGGAAGGACCUUCUUGCAACUACUGAAGUGGCUGGUGUCACUUGUCCUUCCCUUGCAACUACCUGUCUACAGAACAGCAGCUCAAUGAUAAGUGGAACUUGUACUGACAAAGCAAUCAGGUUGAGUGGAUCCAACUCACAAAAUGGUGAAGGGAACCUCCAGUACUGCUAUCAAGGAAGUUGGACUUCUUUCUGUAGCCUUGGACCCAAUGAAGCUGUUAUUGCCUGCAGACAGUUAGGAUUUGACAGCUCAGAUAUUGUGUCUGUGUUUGAUGAUGGAAGAUAUGGGAGAAUGCUGAACAAUACUCAAGUGGCUACAUUCAAUUGCUCUGCUGGGAGGACAGAGCCAACCCUCACUGCAUGCCCCAUGGAUGAAACAUGUCAAAAUUGCCAGAACCCAGUUGGACUCAAGUGUUCUGUCCAAGUACCUACUAACACUUGUAAAGACAAUGAUCUUCGUCUAAUGAAUGGAGGAAUUGCACAAGAAGGACGCGUUGAGGUCUGUUACAACAAUGUAUGGGGCUCUAUUUGUGGAGAUGGCUUUGAUAAGAGUGAUGCAUAUGUGGUCUGUAGGGAACUAGGAUUUGGUGAUCAUGAGCCAUAUGCUUAUACCAACUCUUUCUUUGGAGCUGGAAGUGGGCCAGUCAUUUACUCUAAUUUAGGCUGCAGAGGAUACGAGAGCUCAAUUGACAACUGUGCUAAGUCAGCCUAUGGUACAUUCAGUUGCUCUCGUGGCAGUAUUGCUGGAGUUGUCUGCCAAGACUCUUGCAGUGAUGGUGAUGUCAAGCUAGUUGGAGGCACCCAGACAUCAGAAGGAACAGUUGAAAUAUGCUUCAAUAAUCUGUGGGGAUUGAUAUCAGAUUCUGAUAAUAGCUGGGAUGACAAUGCUGCUACUGCAGUCUGUAACCAACUGGGAUACACUAGUGGAGCAAACCCUAAAGCAGUCCAUGAUUCAGAAUAUGGUAAACCUAACAAGACUGUACAUGUCUCAAGGACAUCUUGCACUGGAAAUGAAGUUAAGCUUCAGAACUGUACUCUCAAUCGUAUCCCCCCAGAUGAGGGAAGGGAUCUCUACCAAUAUGUCAAAGUUGCUGGUGUGAAUUGCUAUGGUGCUGACAGUGUGACUAGCAAUACUGGUGGUUUAUCUAGUUCAGCAUCUACUGCAGGAAUAACUGUUCUUGCAAUCAUACUAGCAGCAGUUGUACUGGUCAUCAUCAUCCUCAUAGUUGUUAUAUUCUUCCAGUCAAAGAGGAAUAAAGCUGGUCGAUUUGAGAGGAGGAUUGAUGGAUUUGGAGACCCUCAUACUACUGCAAUGGGAUAUCAUGAUUCUAAGAGUUUAGCUGAUUCCAGGAGUGUUGCUGAAACUAUUCCUGAAGAUUUGUAUGAUAGAGUUCCCAACUCUGGAUUUGAUUGCAUCUUCUAUCCAUGUAAGGCAUCUCUGAAUAUCAUUGAGGAGUUGUUUUUCAGACCCACCCAAAGUUCUGUUCUGUGUGUGGUCCUUGUAGCUAGCACAAGCAAAAUGUCUGGAAGAGCUGCUGUUCUCUUUCUUCUUGCUCUCUUGUACCUCAAAGCAGUAGAUGGACAGUCAUGCAGUCCUCAAGGAGCAGUGAGGCUAGUUAAUGGAGCUGGUAGUUAUGAAGGGAAUGUCCAAGUGUGCAAUCAAGGGGAAUGGGGCUAUGUCUGUGGCAACAGCUGGAGCACUAAUGAUGCUAAAGUAGUCUGUCGUCAACUGGGAUACUCUGUAUCAAAUUCUCAGCAUUACAAAGCUCGUAACAAUUACUAUGGGUUUGGUAAUGGAACUAUAUGGCUGGACUAUGUAUACUGUGACAGCUCAGAGUCAAACCUCCUCAGUUGUUCAAGAGCUUACCCUAUUGGUACAUAUUACUGCUCAUACACUUAUAUGGCUGGAGUUUAUUGCCAUCAGCCUGGUAGUUGCACUACAGGGGCUGUACGUCUAAGCUCCUUCAAUUACAGUCCAAGAAGUGAAGGUAGAGUUGAGUACUGCUACAACAAUCAGUGGGGAACAGUCUGUGAUGACUACUGGGGUAGUCCUGAUACUCGUGUUGUUUGCCGCCAGUUAGGAUUCUCAGAUUCUGUAUAUAACACACGUACUUAUGCUUACUUCUACUAUGGUUAUGGGAUUGGUAGCAUAUGGCUUGAUGAUGUUCAGUGCUCUGGAACAGAGUCCUCUCUUUCUCAAUGCUCUAAAAGGGUCAAUUCUCAUAACUGUAAUCACUAUGAAGACAUUGCAGUCCGCUGCUAUGGUAGAGAUACAAGUAGCUGUACCAAUAAUGAUGUUCGUCUAUGGAGUGCAUAUGGACAUACUGAUCAGGGUAUCAUGCAAGUUUGUGUCAGUAACUCUUGGAGGUCUGUCUGUGAUUCCUACUACUCUUGUUACGUUGCUAAAGUCUUUUGCCAGCAGCUAGGCUAUGCAGGAGCAGUUGGUCUAAGGGGCAAUGCUGGAUACAUGUAUGGAUAUUAUUACGACAACUAUGCAUUCAGAUACUACUGCUUCAGCAGCCAUACUUCACUGUCUCAAUGCUAUCGCUACUCCUACAGUACAUGCAGUAGCUACACUAGAGCAUUGGGAGUAGCUUGUGUUGGUGGAUCAUCAGGAAGUGAAUGUACUAAUGGUUCUGUUCGUUUAACUGGUGUUGGAGCUACAGCAAACUCAGGGAGAGUUGAAUACUGCUAUCAAGGGACUUGGUCACCAUUCUGUUCACUUUCUUCUAGCACUGCUAACCUCCUAUGCAAGGCAUUGGGCUAUACAAAAUUCAGCUGGGGAACUGUUUAUAAUGAUGAGAGAUUCAAUCGCAGUGAUGCUAAAAGUCUUUUCAAUUAUAUGUACUGCAGUACUGGAGCCACACAACUUAGUGACUGCACUAUCUACACUAAAGGAGGAGGCUGUUACCUAUCAACAUCAACCUGUUACAGGGAAUAUGGUCUUCGCUGCUACAAUCCUGGUGAUUGUACUGAUGGUCAAGUGAGACUUGCUAAUGGUACUAUACAGCAAGAAGGACGCAUUGAGGUCUGUAUCAAUGGCGUAUGGAGCUCAGUCUGUCAAUAUGGAUUCAACACUAUUGAUGGCUAUGUAUUCUGCUCACAACUGGGCUAUGAUGGAGCUAGCCCUUCCAUUUAUUAUAAUUCUGUUUUUGGUCCUGGAAAUGGUCCAAUCGGUUGGAGUUAUAUUUACUGUCAAGGAUGGGAGACCUCAAUACAUGACUGUUCCAAAUCAGUCUACCCUAGCUUCACUUGCUACCCACAAUACACCAUUGGAGUAACAUGCAAAGAAAAUUGUGACAAUGGUGAUGUUCGUCUUCUUGGUGGUGGAUUUGACAAUGAAGGAACAGUUGAAGUUUGCUAUAAUAACAUUUGGGGAGUUGUUUCUGAUAACGGUUGGACUGAUGCUGAUGCCAGAGUUGUAUGCAAUCAACUUGGAUACACUGUUGGAAUGGCAACUCCUCUAUUGAACUCUUACUAUGGCAAACCAAACAAGACAGUUCAUUUCAGAGAUGUGUCUUGUACUGGAAAUGAGCUCAAUCUUGCUGAAUGCUCCAAGACAGUUCUAUCACUGAGUAAUGGCAAACUAGCACUAGCUGGUACUGAAGUAGCUGGUGUUGAUUGUAUCUAUGAUGUACCUACUCCUCCACCUUGUGUUCCAAAGGAUGGACCCACUUCAGGUAAUGAAUGUACUGCAGGUUCUGUGAGACUUGUUACAUCAACUGGGUCUGUGUCCUCUGAUGCUGGCAGAGCUGAGUAUUGCUACAAUGGAUUGUGGACACCUUUUUGUAACAUGGACACUAAAGUAGGAUCUGUCAUCUGCAGGCAAAAUGGACACACUGCUUAUUCCUGGGCAAGUGUUGAUGUGACAGAAACAGACUAUGUUUUCUUGUCAAACUAUUCUCUCUUCAGCAACAUAUCUUGCACUGGAUCUGAGACUAACAUAAUUUACUGUCAAUUGAAUGAGUCACCUGAUGACUGCACUCCAAACUGUCCUUAUAACAACAUUGUAGUCAGAUGCUUUGGUAAUGCUGGUACAUCAUGUACUGAAGGAUCUGUCCGUCUUAUUGAUGGUCUUGUUCCCAAUGAAGGACGUGUUGAGGUUUGUGUCAAUAGUGUUUGGGGCAGUGUCUGUACUGAUGGCUGGGACACAACUGAUGCUCAUAUAGUCUGUACACAACUGGGUCAUCCUGAGCUCCAGCCUAGACUGUUCACAAAUUCUUAUUUUGGUGAUGGAGACUAUCCUAUUGUUUAUUCCAAUCUUGGCUGUGGUGGAUGGGAGAAUGCUCUCAGUGCUUGCAACAAAGAUAACUACAAUGAUUUCUUCUCAUGCACAAGAGAUAAUGUUGCUGGACUUUUGUGCGGAGCAAAUUGUGCUGAUGGUGAUGUGAAGCUGGUUGGUGGCUAUGGAGCCUACGAAGGAAGUGUCCAGUUCUGCUUUGAAAAUAUUUGGGGUCUUGUGGCUCAAUCUGGCUGGAAUUUAGCUGAUGCUCAAGUGAUCUGUAGACAACUUGGUUAUGAGACAGCAGGUACCCAGUUCUUCACUGGUCUAGAGUAUGGAAAGGAUGCUAGUACUAUCCUCCUAUCUGAUGUUGAUUGCUCAGGGACAGAAGGCUCACUUGCAGACUGCACAUACUCUUCAAUGUCACUACCAGCAGGAAAGGCAGCACUUCAGGCAGCAACUGGUGUAGCUGGUGUAAGGUGCUAUCAUCCUGACAACUGUGUGACACCAGUUACUGGUGGAUCGGAUUGUAUUGAUGGACAGUUACGUCUGAGUGGUGACAAUGCACAGAAUGGCGAAGGAAACCUAGAGUAUUGCUACAUGGGGACCUGGUCCUCAUUCUGCUCACUGGGAGCCAAUGAGGCCACUGUUGCCUGCAGGCAGCUUGGAUUCACUGUCACUGAAUUGGUGUCUGUUUUUGAUGAUGGAAGAUAUGGCGGCUCAAUUUCAAAUGUGAGCCAGUUCCAGAACUUUACCUGCAGCAGUCAGAGGACAGAGUUUAGCUUAACUGAAUGUGCUUUGGUUGAUGAUUGUCAGUCAAAAUGUCAAAAUGCAAUUGGAAUCAGAUGUUCUACUCCCAGUGAUUGUAUGGACGGUGAUGUUCGCCUUGUGAAUGGAAGCAUUGCACAGGAAGGACGUGUUGAGGUCUGUUAUAACAAUAUAUGGGGCCCUCUGUGUGGAGAUGGCUUCGAUCAGAGUGACGCAUUCGUAGUGUGUAGGGAACUAGGACUAGGAAGCCAUGAGCCAACUGCAUACACUAACUCUUACUUUGGAUCUGGAACUGGUCCAGUCCUUUAUUCCAAGCUUGGCUGCAGAGGAUACGAGUCCACAAUAGUUGACUGCUCCAAGUCAACCUAUGGUGAUUUUAGCUGCACUCGUGGUAAUAUUGCUGGAGUUACCUGCCAGGACUCUUGUUCUGAUGGUGAUGUACAGCUAGUUGGAGGCAGCAGCAACUCUGAAGGAACUGUUGAGAUCUGCUAUUACAAUUUCUGGGGACUAGUUGGAGACUCUGGCUGGAGCAAUAAUGCUGCGAAUGUUGUUUGUCGCCAGUUAGGAUUCACUAGAGGUGGUAUGGCAAAGACGAACUCUUUCUACGGGAAACCCAACAAGACGGCACAAGUUACCACUGCCAUUUGCUCAGGAUCUGAAUCCACACUCGAUGACUGUGACAUUGAGCGUGUUCCAGCUGAGAAUGGUAGAGAUGUUGCUGCAGCAAUACAGGCAGCUGGUGUCAUGUGCACGACAUCUACUGUUGAUAAUCCUAGUGGUUCCACUGGUGGACUCUCUGGUAAUGGAGGAGCUGUUGGAAUUAGUGUUGUUGCUGUGUUCUUGGUUGUAGCAAUCAUAGUAGUGAUUGUCCUCAUUGCUAUCAUAGUACUCCAGCGAAAGAGUGGCGAUAAGAACAUUGCUACAGGACCUGGCGUAAGGAUGUCUGGAUUGGAAGAGAGGGGAGUACAAAAUCCUCUUGCUAUGGAUGAGGAGGAACCUGAUUUUGCCACGUCUGACAACGAAAUGAUAAUUGAAGCAAUGGGAAAAGAAUAAGAACUUUUUUAUUACAUAAAACAUGCACAAGAACACAUAAGCUUAACCUAUACUGUUAAUAUAAGCUGCAUUGUAUAAGCCUAAUCUUUUCCUUGUUAGAUUAUGCAUUUAAUAAUUAAUUUUUUUGCUGCUUUUUGCAUAAGAGUGUUGCUUUACUAUUUGAGAUGUUUUAUAGUUUGUAUUGUUUUUUAUUAUUACAAUAAAAACUGCA